This is a messenger RNA of Dovyalis caffra, 1071 nucleotides long. The record is from the annotation of a GenBank genome assembly. Lineage: Eukaryota; Viridiplantae; Streptophyta; Magnoliopsida; Malpighiales; Salicaceae.
AUGAGGCAAAUGUGGGUGUGGAUGUUGUUGAUGCUGGCUUUGGUUAAUCGGUUGUGUCAUUGUUGUUUGGAGGAAGAAAGGAUUGGUCUCUUAGAGAUCAAAGUUUGGAUAAUUGACCCCAAUUACUAUGCCUUUACAGACUGGGUGGACAAUAAAAAGGAUGCCGAUUGCUGCAAGUGGGAUGGGGUUAAGUGCGAUAAUACCACAAAGCGAGUGGUCGAACUCUCUCUUGAGGAUACAAGGAAUCAAGGCUUCGAAGUCUUAUCAUCAAAAUUGAGGAAGCUUGAGAUCCUUGACCUACGUUCCAAUCAGUUUAAUGACAGCAUUUUGUUGUCUCUAAGCCACCUUACAUCCCUCAAAUCUUUAGGUCUGGCCGACAAUGAGCUAACAGGAUCUACUAGUAUCAACGGCUUCGAAGUCUUAUCAUCAAAAUUGAGGAAGCUUGAGAUCCUUGACCUACGUUUCAAUCAGUUUAAUGACAGCAUUUUGUUGUCUCUAAGCCACCUUACAUCCCUCAAAUCUUUAGAUCUGUCCGGCAAUGAGCUAACAAGAUCUACUAGUAUCAACGGUUUUGAAGUCCUAGCAUCAGGGUUGAAGAAACUAGAGGAACUUCACUUAGUGAAUAAUGCAAUUAACGACAACAUUUUACCGUCUUUGUGUGCAUUUUCAUCUCUCAAGAUUCUCGACCUAUCAGAUAAUGAGUUGACUACAAUAUCAACUUGUAUCAAUGCUUUGAGGAAAUUGGAGGAACUUUAUCUUGCUGGGAAUAUAUUUAAUGAUAGCGUUUUAGCAUCUUUGAGUGGACUUUCAUCCCUAAAGACUCUAUACCUAUCAGAUAAUAUGAACUUGACGAGAUCAACUGAUGUCAAUGGUUUUGAAGUCCUAGCAUCAGGGUUGAAGAAACUAGAGGAACUUCACUUAGUGAAUAAUGCAAUUAACGACAACAUUUUACCGUCUUUGUGUGCAUUUUCAUCUCUCAAGAUUCUCGACCUAUCAUUUAAUGAGUUGACUACAAUAUCAACUUGUAUCAAUGGUAAAGUUGUCGAUCCUACCUCAAAUGACAUCCUCUAA